AUGGCGGCGCUCCGAAAGGAAUCCGGAAGUCUGGUUCUCCUUAACCCCUCUAAAGGGCGACGUCGUGCGGGGCAGCGGAGGCGUGGCUUGCGUGGGGAAAAGGGUGAGUUCUUUAGGAGUAUGUUCUUCGCUGUGCGCAGGCGCGCGCGCCUCUCCGCGCCUGCGCGGCCGCCUCGAUGGUGUUGGUUCUUCAGAGGGGGCGGCGCGGUGCAUGGUGGGAAGGAGGCGGGAGGGCGGGCGGCGGCGGCGGCGGCAGGGUUCCCUCGCUCUCCUCAGUCCGCGCCGAGGGCCGCGCUCGCGGGGCGUCCCGAGGAGCCGCCGCCGAGGAUGCCGAAUUUCUGCGCCGCCCCGAACUGCACCCGCAAGAGCACCCAGAGCGACCUGGCCUUCUUUCGCUUCCCGCGGGACCCCGCCCGGUCAGUUUCCUUUUUUGGGGGUGGGGGGAGGAGGAUGGAGGUCAUAUGGGGGGGGGGUCCCACGGCAAAAUAGAGGAGAGGAACCGCGGGCCCGAGCCUGGGUUGGCGUGGAAGCGCGUUCACACGUUACGCAGUGGCGAACACGUGUUCGACAUGGAACACGUGCGUGCGAGAACGGUAAACCCUGGAUGAGCCCCGCGCAUUCUGGCCGUAUGCAUGUGUUUGCCGCGAACCUGAAGGUGGGGAUGCGUUUAGGCAUCAGAGGCAGGUUCACACGUUACGCAGCGGCGGACCCGUGUUCGUCAUGGAGCACGUUCGUGCGAGAAGGGGGAAUACCAUUUCCUUUAUUGCAAAACAAUUUACAUAUAGAACAUAAAAAACAACAGAAACGAACCAGUACAGAACCAACAUACCAACUGGACACUAACUAACUACACAUCAUUUAACAUCAGACACACUUUUGACUUCCGAGUCACAUCGUUGUGCUUUUUACACGUUAUUGGUCUUAUAUACGCAUUUCCUUUUUUUAUCUGUUACAUAUCAAGAGAGAUUUAUACUUUUGUAGCUUCCAUAAUGUACAAGAUUCAGUCUAGACCUGUAAGGAGAUAUGCAUUAUCACAAUACUUCUUUAGAAAUUCUUUAAAUAUUGUCCAAUCUUUGCUCACUUUCUGUUUUGAGUUUCCUUUUAUUCUCCCACUCAUUUCCGCAAGUUCCAAAUAUUCUAUCUUUUCCUGCCAUUCAAUUUUUGUGGGGAUUAAGUCACCUUUCCAGUUUUUUGCUAUUAAAAUUCUAGCCGCCGUGGUUGCGUGCAUAAAAAAGGUUCUAAAAUGUUUUUGAAUUUCUAGGCGUAUGCGUGUGUUUGCCGCGAACCUGAAGGUGGGGGUGCAUUUGGGCGUUAUUCAGUGGCGGACAUGUUUUUUUGCGUUGGGCGAAGGCAAAAUUUAGCUCCCCUUCUCCCAUACUUCUUAUUUUCCCAUAAUUCCUCUGGGUGCAGUUGUUUUGUUUCGGAUCUUUUCAGAAGAUGAAAAUAUAUGUGCAGAUUUUAUUGUCAUUAUUACUUUAUGCCCCCUCAGCUCAGCGUGUUACAUCUCUCAUGUUGCAUCUGCUUCAUGUUAUGUUCUUUCAGGUUAUGUCCUGCGGCGACCCGGAAGUACCGGAAAGGGUUACUUCUGGGUUUUGCCGCAUGCGCAGAAGCGGCGAAUCGCAACCCGCGCGUGCACAGAUGCGCUGCUGCGGGUUGCAUUCUUUUCAUGUUUCGAAUGGGCCUCUGGAACGGAUCCCGUUCGCAACCAGAGGUACCACUGUAUUUGCUGCUGCACACUUGUAUACGGCCCUUUGGCGAUAUCACUGGGCAGUUCGCCACACACACACAAAACGAGAACAAAAGAAUAUAGUGGACGCUCGGGUUGCGAAUGUGAUCCGUGCAGGAGACACGUUUGCAACCUGCAGUGCCGCGUCUGUGCAUGCGCAGGUCGUGAUUUGGCGCUUCUGUGCAUGUGCAAACCGCAAUUUAGCGUUUCUGCGCAAGCGCCGAAACUCAGAAGUAACCCAUUCCGGUACUUCCGGGUUCAGCACAGUGUGCAACCCGAAAUCGCGCAACCCGAAGCGUCUGUAACCUGAGGUAUGACUGUACAUUAAAAACAAGGCAGAAGAUCGAAAAUAGACCAAUAACCUCACCCCCCAAAAACACAUUUAAAAGGUCAUUUAAUGCAUUCACUGCUAGAUUACUGUUCCCCUUAGCGAAGCAUUCGAAACUCCCAUUGUUCCAGGCGCAUUUUGCGACGGAAUUUCAUUGGCGUGAGCAGUUUCUCAGCUCUGUGCACCUAAGAUUUCAGAUUAAAACUGCAGAGGGGAAGGAAAGGAGGACCCUUUUCUGCCUCCCGACUUCCAGCUACUCUCUGAAGAGUGGAGAAGAGAUCCUCUUAGGAAGAUUAGGGGGGUGGGCAGAGGAAGGACUAGACCAUGGGAAAAAUGAACAUAGUAAUUUAGCUGCAGUUCAUUCAUUUUCAGCUUUGUAUAUUACAAAAAAGCGCAGCUAGGCAUUCUGUUGUUGCGCCCGUAACCUCGGUUUAAGGUAGCAUUUAGCUCCUAGCUUUCAUAUCUCAGUUUCUAACACUGCCUUAGGGACACGUUUUGCUCAUUACAAUAGCGCUGUCACUUGAGUAAUAAUAUUAAGAGUGUGUGUGUGUGUGUGUGUGUGUGUGUAUUAAAAUUUAUAUUUAUUUAUACCCUACCAUUUUCCCUGACAGAAAGUCAGCUUGGCUUACAGUUAAAACAAAAGCAUUUACUUUUUUGUACCGCUUUGCCCAGCAUCCUUUGACUCAGACCCACAACCCUGGGAUUAAGAGUCCCGUCCUCUAACCAACUGAGCUAUCCCAAAAUACACAUGGAUAUAUUGCUGUUCAGUUGAGGAUAGCUUCAGGGACACAUUCACACAUAUGGGUGUACACAGUUUGAUUACUGUGCUAUUGCAGCUCGGUUUUCCUGUAAUGGUACCUCGGUUUACGAACUUAAUCCGUUCCGGAAAUGGUUCUUAAACCGAGGCGUGCUUUCCCUAAUGAGGCCUCCCGCUGCCGGUGCCCUUCCACCGUUCAGAUUCCGUUCUUAGAAUGAGGUAAAGUUCGCAAACCGGGACAGGACACUGCUUCCGGUUUUGUGGAGUUUGUAAACCGAUUUUUGGUUCUCUUUCCAGUCAAGAAUAGUUUGAAACCGUUUAAACACAUUUAUCGAGAGACACUUCAUGAAUUAGAGGUUGAAUAAUUGUUUCACUUUGGUUUCUCAAACCGCCUUAUAGUGUCAAAAAGAAUUUCCACAGCUGUACAAAAUAGCAGAUGUGGUUUAGUAUGAAAAUCAUAUACGUAGUUUGUUUUACACAGAUUUAGUUUCACAGCUGAACCUUUCCGAGAUGUGGGCAAUCGUCCAAAACAUACGUGCUGAUGUGGCUCCUUAGAAUAUAUUUUGCAUGUUUCAUCACGGCUUUUGCUUGAAAAUUUCAACAUCUGUCAAUCCAGAAAUAGCAUGAUAAGUGUGACUUCAUUAGGAUUUGAAAAACUGCACGGAUACACCUGGAUCUUCUUCCGAUUUACCCCCCACUCACCCCAAAAACAUAGUGACCAUUCUUGUUAUUGGAUCUACUGUUCAGAAUUUAUAAAAUUGUUCCUUAGAGGGCCAUCUGGCAACAAGAAAAUAAUUGAAAAUGUCAUGUCAGCAUCAUAGUUCUCUGGGAUACCUUCCUGCCAUUAAGCCGUUGCUCAUUCAUCAGCAGGUGCAAGAUGGAAAUAAAUUCUCUCUUGAGAUGCUUUCCUUUUUCUAUACCUUUCUCACAGGAGGAAGGAACAUUAUUUGAGGCAAUGAAUAAUCAGACCGAAGCCUGUUUGUUUAUUCAUUCAUACAUAUAUCCCACCAUUCCUUCUAGUGAGAGCUUUUUGUCCCAAUGGCGUGAGCCUUUAAGCAAAGGUUGGUUUGUGCUUCAUUCCUGUUUCACGAAAGUCAGAUGGUUAAAGCUGACUGAACAACCGAGCUAAUUCCAGACCUGGACUAUGAAAGUGCGUUUUUACCCUGACCGUCUUAACUGAGCUUUUUAUUAAAAAGUUGGUGUUUCCUAAAUUUCUGAUACCAGUGGCACUACUUUCUGAAUUAACGGUGAAGUGAAUCUCCAAUUUUAAUGCUUCCCAAAAGGUUUACAUUUAUAUCAGCCUUGUAAACAAGCUGCCAAACGUUACUGUCCCGAAAAAUGGACUAGCAGGCUCGCAUCAGCAGCCUGCUGCAUUUCUGCCUUGGGCCUGGGGUUCCUCUGUCUUGUCGUUUAGUCGUGUCCGACCCCCUGGACCAGAGCACACCAGGCACUCCUGUCUUCCACUGCCUCCCGCAGUUUGGUCAAACUCAUGCUCGUUGCUUUGAGAACACUGUCCAACCAUCUCGUCCUCUGUCGUCCCCUUCUCCUUGUGCCCUCCAUCUUUCCCAACAUCAGGGUCUUUUCCAGGGAGUCUUCUCUUCCCAUGAGGUGGCCAAAGUCUUGGAGCCUCAGCUUCAGGAUCUGUCCUUCCAGUGAGCACUCUGGGCUGAUUUCCUUCAGAAUGGAUAGGUUUGAUCUUCUUGCAGUCCAUGUGACUCAAGAGUCUCCUCCAGCACCACAAUUCAAAAGCAUAAAUUCUUCGGCGAUCAGCCUUCUUUAUGGUCCAGCUCUCACUUCCAUACAUCACUACUGGGAAAACCAUAGCUUUAACUAUACGGACCUUUGUCGGCAAGGUGAUGUCUCUGCUUUUUAAGAUGCUGUCUAGGUUUGUCAUUGCUUUUCUCCCAAGAAGCAGGCGCCUUUUAAUUUUGUGACUGCUGUCACCAUCUGCAAUGAUCAUGGAACCCAAGAAAGUAAAAUCUCUCACUGCCUCUGUCUUACCUUCAUGCAAUUCCUUGUUACCUCUGACUACCAGGUAAAUGCAUAGGUCAGGCAUAGGCAAACUCUGGCCCUCUAGAUGUUUGGGACUACAAUUCCCAUCAUCCCUAGCUAACAGGACCAGUGGUCAGGAAUGGUGGGAAUUGUAGUCCCAAACAUCUGGAGGGCCAGAGUUUGCCUAUGCCUGGCAUAGGUAUUCUUUUGAGCGCAUUAGAGGAGGAAUUACCUACCUGACCUGUGAGAAGUCCACGCCUUGUGUUUCCGCGCCAUUCACUGGCCUGGCCUCCUGAUUUAUGCAGAGAGGCAACAGGUAGCCUCACCUGAGCCCAGGUAAUCCCACUGCUUGCCUGCACCGAAUGGUCCAGUCAUGCCCAAUAUAAAGGAGUAACUCUAAAAAAUCACAAGCAACACGUGGCUAAUAAUGUUUUAACCAAAUCUUUGUAACAUGUAUUGUUUCACAUUUCUUAAACAGAAAAUAUAUAAUGGAGUCACAGAGGCAAAUAAGCCAUUCAACAGUCACAAUCCUGUAGUCGUGCAAUAAUGGAAGCUCCAAGCGUAGUAAUUCUUAAACAGAAAGUAUGUAAUAGAAUCACAGAUAAUGAAAGUCUAUCACUGUUGCAUGCCCAACAUAAGGCAAUACAGUGGUACCUCAGGUUAAAGACGCUUUAGGUUGCAGACGCUUCAGGUUACAUACUCCGCUAACCCAGAAAUAGUACCUCAGGUUAAGAACUUUGCUUCAGGAUGAGAACAGAAAUUGUGCAGCAGCAGCGGGAGGCCCCAUUAGCUAAAGUGGUACCUCAGGUGAAGAACAGUUUCAGGUUAAAAACGGACCUCCAUAACGAAUUAAGUACUUAACCCGAGGUACCACUGUAUAGUCCAUAAGCGUCAAAGAGGCAAACAAGCCUUUCAACAGUCAAAGUCCUAUGACCGUGCGACAAUGGAUGCUCCAAAACGUGGAGAACGGAACAGUUCUUCCGGAUGACGAACUGUUUCGAUAGUAACUCUUCACCAGCAGUUAAAUGGUCCUAACGGGUACAUCAAGUAGCAUAGGAUCAGCACUCACUAAGAUGUGUAGAAAGCAAUAUAUUGGAGUGGCAGAGUCCUAGUUCCUGCAGAGACUUGGUUGGACUUUUUCUCUUCCCAGAGCCGUCUUGCAUAAACGCAGCGUGGCUCACAGGCACCUCUAAAUGACUUUAUCUGUUUGGUGGAGGAGCAGCGCCUUCUCUGGCAACUAUUGUUUUGGGAGCUAAUGACCUGUUAUCUCUCGCAGAUGUCAGCGUUGGGUUGAGAACUGCCGAAGGGCCGAUUUGGAAGAUAAGACGCCCGACCAAUUGAACAAGCACUACAGGCUGUGCGCGAAGCACUUUGAAACCUCGAUGAUAUGUAGGAGCGUAAGUAAAAGGAAUCGGCAGUAAUUGUCUCCUGCUUCCUAUGCGACAUGCAACUGGAUUCCGCCUUCCUCCUGCGUUAACUCGUGUCGGAAGCAGGAGUCCCAGGAACGUCUUAUCAAACAAAAUGCUUUUCGCGACUUGAUUUACUGCCUGUUGCUAAUUGACUGGCUCUUCCCGCCAGCUGGAAUGUGCGGGUUGCCUUCUGCCCUCUCCUGUGCGUGCCUAACCUGUGUGCUUUCAGUGCUUUUAAGCCUUGCAGGAUUACUUAAAUAUGAAAAAAUGCAGGGGGGUGUAUUGGUGUUCUGGGAAUCGGCACUGUACGUGUCGGAGAAAAGCAGCGAUUGGCCUCUCCCAUUGAAAAUACUGGGUUUCCUUGAAGAGGCCUUGCCUGAAACUCUGCUGGGGAGAAUUCCAUCUCUAAAAUCAAAUUGCGUUUUAUGGCCUCAAAAACGUUUUUAGAAUAAUAUUUUAAAUAGCCAAGUGGAUUAGCUUGCACAUGGGAUGCAGAAGCAGCUGGCUUCACUUUUGCUAUGUUGGUGUAGAAUUUUGCUUUAAAACAUCAGGUGCCUCCCCCUGCACCCCCCCCCCCGAUUGGCAGGUAGCCUUUUGAGGAAGGGCUUGCAUGAGAAUCACAUAUGCAUUAAUAUAAUUCCCUGAAAGCAGCUGUUUCCCCCCCAUGUAAAAAAAAACCCACUAGUUGCCUUUAAAAAUCCUCUCUCCAAGAGUGCUGGAUGUUGGGAGGGGAUUCAAAGUACAGUCAUACCUCGGGUUACAGACGCUUCAGGUUGUACGUUUUCGGGUUGCGCACUGCGCUGAACCCAGAAGUACCGGAAUUGGGUUACUUCCGGGUUUCAGUGCAUGUGCAGAAGCACUAAAUCGCGCUUUGCGCAGAAGCGCUGAAUCGCAGCCCGCGUGUGCGCAGACACGGCACUGUGGGUUACAAACGCUGCGGGUUGCGAACGUGCCUCCCGCAUGGAUCACGUUCGCAACCCAAGCACCCACUGUAUAAGUAUGGCAACAUUUUGCUGGCUACCUUCCUUGUUGUCUCAGAACUCCAGCAUAACAAUCACAUGAAUGAAACUGGGACCAGAAACUGUUCAUCACUUGCUCGUCUGAGAACCCUAGACUAUAACCCAGCAGUGUUCAUCCUCUCCUCCAAACGUGGUUGCAAACUCAUGUCUGCCGUUAAAAGGACGCUCUCUGUGGAGCUGUAGAGGACUGCAUGGAUCUGUAUACCCACAGAAUACAGUGGUACCUCUGGAUGCGAACGGGAUCCAUUCCGGAGCCCCAUUCGCAUCCCAAGUAAAACGUAAGAAGCGAUUGCGCGUGCGCGGGUUGCAUUUUGCCGCUUCCGCGCAUGCGUGUGAUGUCAUUUUGAGCGUCUGUGCAAGCAGCGAAACCCGGAAGUAACACGCUCCGUUACUUACGGGUUGCCGCGGAGUGUAACUUGAAAAUGCUCGACCUGAAGCACAUCUAACCCGAGGUACGACUGUGUAUGCAUUUUACAAAUGUGUUUGUCUCAUUCAUUGGUUGCACUUUGUAGGAGUGCAGCUGGUGCAUUAAAAGUAUGCCUCUUAUGCAAAUUCAACUUGGUUGGUCCCAACAUAAAAAUACUCUUUCUCCCUGCUGGUGUCUUGGCAGGGAGGCAGCUUGCAGAACUUUCUUCUAAGAGCAGUUUGGUUUCAAUAGCCUCCCAUUAUCCAGAUCAUUUGGUUCCUUGGUCUGACCUGGAGGCAGGGCAGGUGGGAAGAGUUCUUCUGGGAUGGGUUUGGGGGGACAGGAACCCAGUUGCCCUGUUAAGUGCAAUGCACCCAGAAAUGUCAGCAACAUCUGUGAGGAGUUGCUACUUUUAGCUGGAUUUAUAAGAACUGUUAACUUGGAAAACGUGCAUCAUAGUCUCUCUUCCCCCCAGCUCCUUUUUCCUUGUGUGUUGUGUCCCUUUUGCUUGCACGCCUGAGGGCAGGAGCCGAUUUAAUACUGAUUUUGUAAGCCGCUCCUGAGAGUUUUUGGUCUACAGGGUGGGGUAUAAAUGCCCUAAACAAAUUUAUUUGUCUCUGUGGCCAGGCAGUUCUGAGAGUUCGCAAUAUCAAAAGCAACACGAUGGCCAGAAACAAUAACAAUGUGAAAAACUUUAUGGAAUAAUUCAGAACAUCAAAGCUAACAAACUGAAGUCUCUGAAAGUCCUUAAAUGAAUCACGGUGCCAGACUUUACCCGGUGUAAGUAGAACGAUAUGUAAUUUCUUCAUUAACCAAUCUUUUUUAGAAUAGAUAUAAUGAAAAAUGAAAAAUACUCUGGAACAGUGCUCAUGCGAUUAUGUAGUCACUGUGCUACUUAACGAGUGUUGAAUUAAUUGGCUGAUGAAGAAUUCAACGAAACAAUAGUUGUUAUCCGGAAACACUGUUCAGCAGAGUUCAGAGUUGGACAUCAGAAUUGGACAUUUUCUGAUUAUACAAAGCUUCACAGCUUGCUCUCUGGCGGGGAAAGUCUGGCACCGUGAUUCAUUUAAGGACUUUCAGAGACUUCAGUUUCUUAGUUUUGAUGUUUUGAAUUAUUCCAUAAAGUUUUUCGCAUUGUUAUUGUUUCUGGCCAUCGUGUUGGUUCUGAGAGUUGAUCAGAAUCAUACUUAACUGUACUUGGCAGGGAUGGAUAAGAGUUGACAUAAAUCCAAAAGCUAAGGUAUAUAAAAGCAGAUUCGCCACAUGCUCUUUUGGUGGUUUGCUGUUUUCCAGAGGGCUCCCUCCUGAUUCUAAAUGAAGGAUAGUAACCUUCCCUCUGCGCCUUCCCUGGGAACUUGUUUUUCCCCACUUAAAGAAACAUGCUGUAAAACGAUGAGAGAUGAAGACUUUUGCUUUUCUCUUUGCAGAGUCCCUACAGGACUGUUUUACGAGACAACGCCGUGCCAACAAUUUUCGACCUCACGAGCCAUUUGAACAACCCACAUAGCAGACACAGGAAGAGAAUUAAAGAGCUGGUAGGUUUGCCUUGGACUGAGAUGCUACAACUAAGCCGACCAGUCAGUCUUUGUUCUCUGUUAUGGCUUGAAGUCAAAACAAUAAAGAAAUAAGAAAGGAAUUAUAACAAGACAAUAUACUCCCAGUAGCAGAAAAAUAUAAUUUAUUUACUAUACUACUGAGGAGGCAGAAAACUGGCUCAAACUUCAGAAACUGCCAAGUCGAGUCCCACCACUGCUAAUAGCGUCACCCUAUUUUGUGAAAGAGGGACACGUGUGGCGCUGUGGUCUAAGAGCCUAGGGCUUGCUGAUCAGAAGGUCGGCGGUUUGAAUCCCCGCAACGGGGUGAGCUCCCGUUGUUCGGUCCCAGCUCCUGCCAACCUAGCAGUUCGAAAGCAUGAAGUGCAAGUAGAUAAAUAGGUACCGCUCUGGCGGGAAGGUAAACGGCGUUUCCGUGCGCUGCUCUGGUUCGCCAGAAGCGGCUUAGUCAUGCUGGCCACAUGACCCAGAAGCUGUCUAUGGACAAACGCCGGCUCCCUCGGCCUAUAGAGCGAGAUGAGUGCUGCAACCCCAGAGUCGUCCGCAACUGGACCUAACGGUCAGGGGUACCUUUACCUUUAUUUUGUGAAAACACGGCAGAAAUUUGUUUUGGGUUUGUUUGUUUUGCAAUUCAGAUUAAUUUGCUUUUACCUCCACAACUGGGUCUAAAAAAUGGUGGAAAUUUGCAGAAGAAAAAUAAGGCAACAGAUUGAAAAAAUGAGGUACGUCCUCUACAUAACCACAGUCACAAAGACGGAGUCUAAAGUCGUAAAGCGUUUUGGCACCUGUUAACACCCUGAGAGAAGUUAGCACUGUUAAGUAGUUUCAGAGAGGCUAGCAAUACAGUUAUGCCCAAAUGGUCUAGUUCAGUACAAGAGGAAUGGGAAUAGCGCAGGUUUUCUUCUACGCUGUAUGUUUUGCCGUGUCUUCAAUUACAAAUCUCUUGUUUGUUUUAGCAUCCUCGGCCUUCUGAGAAAUUGACUGUUUGAUGGGUCUCUUCCAAAUGCGGGGUUGAAUAUUUAUUUAUUUAUUGGAAUAUAUAUAUAUAAAGGCAACAGAGGAAAGCACUCAUUUCCUCCACCGCCACCUGGGCUGAUGAUGCUGUAAUAAUAAUAAUAAUAAUAAUUUAUUAUUUAUACCCCGCCCAUCUGGCUGGGCUUCCCCAGCCACUCUGGGCGGCUUCCAACAAAAUAUUAAAAUACAGUAAUGCAUCAAACAUUAAAAGCUUCCCUAAAGAGGGCUGCCUUCAGAUGUCUUCUAAAAGUCUGGUAGUUGUUGUUCUCUUUGACAUCUGCUGGGAGGGCGUUCCACAGGGCGGGCGCCACCACCGAGAAGGCCCUCUGCCUGGUUCCCUGUAACUUGGCUUCUCACAGGGAGGGAACUGCCAGAAGGCCCUCAGCAUUGGACCUCAGUGUCCGGGCAGAAUGAUGGGGGUGGAGACACUCCUUCAGAUAUACUGGGGCACACAAGACUUUGCUGACUUGCCUUAAACUAUUGUGGUUGGCACUGUCAACAUCCCGUCCCCCAAACUCUCAGGUAUGCUUGCAGAGUGCAGACUGGCUUCUUAGUUUGUGGAAGGAAGCCAGAAGUGGAGCAAGUCCCUCUUGCCAUUGCUCCAAAACCCAGCAUAAUAUGAGGCACGACCCCCUCUCAGCAUUCCCCAGCUCUCUGUGGACUUGGAAAGUGAGGAGGGUUUGGUUUUUGCGCCUUGCAGUGUGAAAUACAGUGGUACCUUGAGUUACAUACGCUUCAGGUUACAGACUCGGCUAACCCAGAAAUAGUACCUCGGGUUAAGAACUUUGCUUCAGGAUGAGAACAGAAAUCGUGCUCCGGCGGCAGCGGGAGGCCCCAUUAGCUAAAGUGGUGCUUCAGGUGAAGAACAGUUUCAGGUUAAACACAGACCUCCGGAACGAAUUAAGUACUUAACCCGAGGUACCACUGUAUUCUUCCUCCUCUGUGCAGUUCUCUCAACACUUCCAGGAGGUACUACUAUGAAAUAAAACCCCAUUUCUUUCUGUAAGCUUCCAAAGCCACGCAGGCAAAGACAGUUUUAUCCCUAAUGGACCGGAAUAUACGUUUGGAUUCAAAAGACUCCUGCUUACAAAAUUAGUAGAUUUCUAGUGACUUGUCGGUGGCUCAUAGAAUUUCUUGUUUUUCUCUCUCUUCAGAGUGAAGAAGAAAUAAGAACAUUAAAGCAGCAAAAGAGUAAGUUGAUCGGACGAUUGAAGGAGGGAUAACCUCUGGAGGCAAUUAGCUUAUGAUUAGAAAAUAUCAUAUUUUGGUCCUGUUUCUCCAGGAAGCCUCUUUCUCCUUGCGUAAAAGGCUGAAUGCAAAUGUCCUACGUCAAUACAAUGACUCAAUGGUAUUAAACGCUCUCUUAACUCCUGGGAUUGCGACUUGUGCACAAUCCAGCCAAGCCCUAUUGGUAUCAGUGGAAUAAUUUAGCAUAUGAUUUUUAAGUCUCUUCUCUCCCUUUAAAUCAAUGGGACUUUGGCUGAAUCGUGUCUGCUGUGUGGUGAACAGUGAAGAGGUCCAAAGCUUUCAUACGCUGUAUUCUUAGCCAUACACCAAAAGUAGUCCUUGGACAACCAUGUGGUUGCAAACACACGCAGCCUUCGCAAACCAUAUAUUUGGGACUACAGCCCCAAAGCAUAUGGAGGGUGUCAGGUUGACAUAUGCUGGCCUGCAGAGACACUUACCAGCAAUGUUAGAAACUCAGAUAUAUAAGCUAGGCACCAAAUGGCUCCUUAAACCAGGGUUACAGUAGCCAAAACGGAAUGUCUAGUUGCUAUUUUGGGGCUUGAAAGUCGUAUUUUUCAGCUAUGACUUUUGGGUUCCUGAAAUUCAGUCUGAUGGUUCAGAUAAAAAUAUAAAAAAAGAUAAAAAAAAAAAAAUUCUACAGGCUGUGUUAGUAUGUGAAAACGUUCCAGAUCCAAUGAUCCUCAGGUAUACACCUCCAGAUGGUGGAGAUGUCAGGUUAGCCCUGUCCUAAAGUGCAAUGGGCCUGAGUCCUUCACUGGGAUAAGAGAAAUUUAUUACAUGUGUAUUGUGUUCUUCCUAGAAAGUUAAUAUGCCCUCCACCAUUGAGUGGUUUACAGUUGGCAAUCUAAAAUAGUCAUUAAACAUGCAAAUAAAAAGAAACAAGUUACAUGUAUGUGUAUACCAAAAUCACAUUGCAAUAUUACCGUAUUUUUCGCUCUAUAGGAUGCACUUUUCCCCCUCCAAAAAUUAAGGGGAAAUGUGUGUGCGUCCUAUGGAGCGAAUGCAGGCUCCCUGGCUUCAGCGAUAGCAACACGAAGCCUGCGCUCUGGAGGCUUCGCGUUGCUUUCGCUGAAGCCAGGAGAGUCUGGUCUUUGAGGCUGGCGGUGGGGGAAAGCAGCGCUUCCCCCCACCACCAGCCCCACAGGCUCAGGGGGCAGCGGGAAGGCGCGUGUCCCCGACCUGGUUUUGAGGCUGGCGGUGGGGGAAAGCAGCGCUUCCCCCCACCACCAGCCCCACAGGCUCGGUCGAAAAGCCCACAGGAGCCCCUUCUCCCUCCUGUGGGCUUUUGCAGGAGAUGGGGGAAUUUCCCCACCUCCCGCAAUAGCAGGGAGAAGGUCUGGGAUAAGUGCACAGGCUUGAUUUCCCCCUCUGAAAACUAGGUGCGCCCUAUAGUCAGGUGCGCCCUAUAGAGCGAAAAAUACGGUAAUUGAAAAGUAUGUGCAGCUGUUAAUAUUGUUAUACAUGCAGUGCUGUCUAUUGGCUAAGGCAGUACAUCUUUCUCAACCAUUGUUGGGCUACAGCUCCCAUCAUCCCUGACCACUGGUCCUGCUAGCUAGGGAUGAUGGGAGUUGUAGUCCAACAAUAUCUGGGGGGCCCAUGUUUGAGGAAACACCGAUCCAAGGGGGUCACCAGCAUAGUGCGCUUUUGGUGUUCUGAUCUCCAACUCCCAGCAGCCCCUGUCAACCUGGCCAGUUGCCAGGAAUGAUGGGAGUUGUAGUCUAUGUCAUCUGGAGGGGGCACCAUUGUUGACUACCCAUGGUCAAAGAGUUCUGGAGUGCCGCAGAUGAUGAGUUGGUGUUGCUGGCGUUUCCAUAUUAAAUAUAUCAUUAUCUCCUCUCCUAGUUGAUGAAGCUUAUGAGCAGGAAAAGAUGAACCAGGAAUCUGUCGACAACGACAUGCGGAACCCAGCCUCUGAGGAAGGAGGCGACGAGCCGGUCGAAGACGAUGUCCCUUUAACGCAAGAGGAGAGGGAAAACAAAGAUUACCUUAAAUCUCUGUUUGAGAUUUUAAUCCUGAUGGGGAAGCAGAACAUCCCUUUGGACGGCCACAGCGCUGAUGAACUCCCUGAGGGGAUCUUUACUCCAGACAACUUCCAGUCUCUCUUGGAAUUCAGGAUAAAUUCCGGAGAUGAGGUUCUGCGGAAGCGGUUUGAGACCACGGCUGUGAACCUCGCCUACUGCUCCAAAGCCCAGCAGAAGCAAAUGCUGGAGAUAUGCGAAAGCUGCGUGCGGGAAGAGACCCUCCGCGAGGUCAGGGACUCUCACUUCUUCUCCAUCAUCACAGAAGAGGUGGUGGAUCUCGCCGGCGAGGAACACUUGCCGGUGCUGGUGAGGUUUGUGGACGAUUCUCACAACCUGAAGGAGGAAUUCAUAGGGUUCUUGCCGUACGAGGCGGACCCUGAAAUCCUGUCCGUUAAGUUCCACACGACCAUUACCGAAAAGUGGGGCUUGAACAUGGAGUACUGUCGAGGCCAAGCCUACAUCGUCUCCAGCGGCUUUGCCUCGAAAAUGAAGACUGUGGCUACAAGGAUCUUAGAGAAAUACCCUCAGGCUGUUUAUACGCUGUCGUCUUCCUGUGCCUUGAACAUUUGGCUAGCCAAAUCUAUUCCAGUCUUGGGCAUUUCCAUCGCCCUAGGAAAGAUAGAGGAGGUUUGCACGUUUUUCCAUCAGUCGCCCCAGUUGCUAGCUGAUCUGGACAACGUCAUCUCCAUUCUCUUUCCGAACAGCGAAGAACGGGGGAACGAGCUGAAGGAAGUGGUGCGUUCCCACUGGACGGGCCGCCACGACACCUUUGAGAUUGUCGUGGACCUCAUGCAAGCCCUGGUGCUGUGCCUGGACUCCAUAAACGACACCUCCGUCCGGUGGAACAGCUCCAUUGCCAGCCGGGCUUGCACGCUUUCCACCGCCCUGUCGGAUUUCGACUUUGUGGUCACCGUCGUGAUCAUCAAAAACAUUCUCUCUUUCACCAGGGCCUUUGGCAAGAACCUCCAAGGCCAGACCUCGGACGUCUUCUUUGCGGCCAGCAGUUUGACGGCGGUCUUGCAUUCCCUGAACGAGGUGAUGGAGAACAUCGAGGUGUACCACGAGUUCUGGUUUGAGGAAGCCACCACCUUGGCCACCAAGCUGGACCUGCCCGUCAAACUGCCCGGCAAAUUCAGCCGUGCCCAGCAAGGGAGCUUGGACUCCGAAAUCACCCCGGAAAACUACUACAAGGAAGCCCUUAGCAUCCCGACCAUGGAGCACAUAAUUCAGGAGCUGAAAGACAUAUUCUCCGAGCAGCACCUGAGGGCUCUGAAGUGCUUGUCUCUGGUGCCCUCGGUCAUGGGGCAGCUCAAAUUCAACACGUCCGAGGAGCACCAUGCCGACAUGCACAAAAACGACCUCCCCAAUCCUGACACGCUCUCCGCGGAGCUUCAUUGCUGGAGAAUCAAGUGGAAGCACAGAGGGAAGGACAUUGAGCUCCCCACCACCAUUUACGAAGCCCUCCAUUUGCCCGACAUCAAGUUUUUCCCCAACGUGUACGCCUUGCUCAAGGUCCUCUCCAUCCUGCCCAUAAUGAAGGUGGAGAACGAGAAAUUUGAGGUGGGCCGGAGGCGCUUGAAGGCCUACCUAAGGAACACCUUGACCCAGCAGAGGUCAAGCCACCUGGCCCUGCUCAACAUCAACUUUGACAUUAAGCACGACUUGGAUAUGAUGGUCGACACCUACAUCAAGCAGUACCCCGAGAAAGUAGAGGAGGAUUUCCUUCCCCCUAACAGUUCAGAAGCGACGGAAGAGACUUAACACAGGAACGGGGCAGUUCUCUCUUGUCUGUUUUGGAGACUUGGGUUUUGCCUUAAAAAAAGGCAGGUUGGGGGUUCCUAACUGAAAGAGGAGGAGCUGGGUCACAGCAAGCAUCUUUCUGUUUCUACGGCGUGUUUCCUCAACAAGCCCUGAGCAAUUGCUCAGCUUUUGUUGCUUCUUGACCUCCCCACCCUCUCCUGCCCCGAUUUACCGUUCUGUAAAGCUUUUAUUAUUUAAAACUGCACAGAGUCUGCAGUUGCCGCAACUGUGCGCCUGCUCUCUCUUCCCCACCUGCCAUCCCUUACAAUACGACACAGUUUAAUCUCUUCGCUUUAGGGAAACCCAGUUCAUGGGUUGCCAUACUUCUGCCCAGAUAACUAAAAAAUGCCCUUUAAAAAUGAACAAAAUGUGCCGGGUUGUUGCUGUUUCGGCUUAUGGGUCUCCCUGAACCCCGGACAGGAAAAUCUUCUAAAAUGGUAUACAUUUAAAUGAACUAUUUAGAGCAGUUUGAAUUGGGUCUAAUCCAUGCCUUCCUAAUGUUACUGGACUCCAGCUUCCAUCAUCCUUGCUGGCUGGGGCUGAUAGGCAUUGGAGUCUGCGGUACCAAGAGAACCCUGUGAUGGUUACCCCUGCCCUAAACUAAUCUGUUGUCGAAAUUCUUUUAUGUGUCUGGAGUUCAGUUCCCCUGAGACUUGCAGGACUUCCCACAACACUCUGCACAGAGGAUUUUAGAUAAGGGCUUUUGGCCCCUUCUCAUUUCGGUGAUCCUAGUCCGGCCGUUCCGGAGGAAUGUGUCUUUUUUUCAAAGGGGUGCGCUAACUUCAUCUUGUUUCAUCUUGCUGCCCUUGUUUCCCUUCUGUUCCAUUGACUGUUUGAUGGCCCUCUUUGACCUCUCCUCUACUUUUAGGACUGGAAGAGAGCUCUCCAUCCCCCAGAAAUGAAGCUAUCUUGUAAAAGGAACAACAACAGAAAACUAUAUUCCAAGAGCAUCUAAAACUGUGCGUCGGCCGGACUUGCAUCUAUAGGUUUUUACUAGCCUCCAGAAUAUGAAUUGCAAGCCUAGUUAGGCAGAAGAGCAAAGUGGAGGAUAUGUUCUGUUUUGGUUUGGUUUUUUUUAAAGAAAAAUGUAGAAGUCCUAUGAAGAUUUUUUUCCUGCUGGUAUUUUUUUGGCAAACAAAGGAAACGUUUUUGUAUAGUUUUAUUUCCAUCCAGAAUAAAAUGUGAAUUUGCUA
This is a messenger RNA of Podarcis lilfordi (Lilford's wall lizard), 16466 nucleotides long. Lineage: Eukaryota; Metazoa; Chordata; Lepidosauria; Squamata; Lacertidae. The record is from the annotation of a GenBank genome assembly.